Guillardia theta CCMP2712 is the source of this 540-nucleotide messenger RNA. RefSeq lists its product as hypothetical. The record is from RefSeq and is a predicted model, not a curated record. NCBI's taxonomy places the organism in Eukaryota, Cryptophyceae, Pyrenomonadales, Geminigeraceae. The transcript has a single exon. Bases 237 to 500 code for a protein of 87 amino acids.
GCUUCCUGCCGUCGCGCUACGCUCUUUUGGCAGACACAACAUUGUAUCUCUUGUAUCUAUCGUGCCUAUCAUCACCUUAUCUUUCUCAUCCGUGAAGAUCCUGACCAUUUCUCCCAUCCUUCCUGCUGUUCUUUCCUCUUUCUGUCUCACCGUCGCCCAUUUUCUUGUUGGAAAAACGUUUCUCACACAUUGAAAUUGAAAACACAAUCCCAAACAUAAGGCAACUUACUACUGCAAUGGCACACAAACUGAGCCUCGACCAAGAUGGAAACAGAAGCAGGGAUAUUCUAUUGGCGGACAUUGAAACUUGGAAAUGCAGAGACAGUUCAGAAAGACGAGUUCCAGACAUUGGCCUUUGCGAGCAGAAUAUCAAAAGUGUUUCAGAUUCUAAUGAGAAAAAAGCCAAGAACUACGAAACCAUUUGGAAGAAACAUAUAGAAAUCCGAAAGUCUGAAUUGGAGUCGAACGAAGAGCUACAGAAAUGGUUGAAUCUUUGGUAGUCCUUGUUCAUUUGCUGUGAAAUAAAGAAUGUAUAUCUGA